This is a messenger RNA of Penicillium canariense, 1395 nucleotides long. RefSeq lists its product as uncharacterized. Gene Ontology annotation, molecular function: monooxygenase activity; oxidoreductase activity, acting on paired donors, with incorporation or reduction of molecular oxygen; heme binding. The transcript is spliced from 3 exons. The record is from RefSeq and is a predicted model, not a curated record. The annotation marks the transcript as partial. Lineage: Eukaryota; Fungi; Ascomycota; Eurotiomycetes; Eurotiales; Aspergillaceae.
AUGGGUGCUAACUUGCUCUGUGGUGGCAUUUUACAACUUCAAAAACUGAGAUUCGGUAAGCUCGUCGCCGUCGCCAUCUACCGCCUAACAUUGCACCCGCUUGCGCGAUAUCCCGGACCUCUCCUGUGGAAGCUGUCGGUUUGGCCUACUGUCUUUCUGUGCCGGAGUGGCAAGCGACAUCUUCAGAUCUUUGCAGCUCACAAGAAAUACGGUUCCGUUGUCCGCAUCGGCCCUAAUAUGCUCUCGUUCGAUUCAAGCUCGUCUGUGUCAGCUAUCUACGGCCCAAGACACGGCAACAUGGUCAAGUCUGACUUUCAUCUCACGCUUGACGCAACCAUUUCAACCCCGAGCCUCUUUGCCAUUGUGGAUAAGGAGAAGCACGCCUUCAGACGGCGAGUGAUCAUGCAAGCAUUUACAGAAAAUGCUAUGCUGGAUGCUAGCGAAUUCUACAUUGAGCAUACCAAGGUUCUUGUAAAGGAGCUCCAGCGCAAGGUUCAGGAUGGGUGGGCCAAAGCUAAUAUCGGCGAAUACGCCGUCUGGUGGACGCUAGAUGUUAUGGGUGCUCUUUCCUUGGGCAAGACGUUCAACUGUUUGACAGAGUCAACCUAUCGGCAUGGCAUACCUAUGAUGAGGAAUGGCAUCCGAUACACGUAUUGGGCAGGUCAUUUGCCCUUUAGAAAGGCGAUCGACUACAUGCUUGCAAGCCCGAUUUUGUCGCGUUUUGGUGGCCAAAGUGCACUCGACAACCAGAAUUAUUUCGACUUUUGCGAGCUCGCGAUUCAGGAACGGAUACAGGACGAAACGGAUGCGAUCGCUGCCGGGGUUAAAAUCGAGGAAAGGCGGAAGGACUACAUUCAUCAUCUACUCAAAGCGGUCGAUCCCGAGACAGGAAAUCAACUUUCCUAUAAUGAGUUGAAAUCGGACGCCAGUCUACUCCUCGCCGCCGGCUCCGACACCAUGUCGAACACCAUUGCAGCGUUCAUGUUCUAUAUGGCACGUCACCAGCGGUGCAGAGAUUUGGUUACCACCGAAAUCAGGGAAAAGUUUGCUGAUCCAGCAGAGAUCCGGUAUGGGCCUGUUCUCAGCUCUUGCACCUACCUCGACGCCUGUAUCAAUGAGGUUAUGCGCAUUGCGGUGCCCGCUGCCGUCAGUCCAUCCGAGAGAGUCACUACUGGGGAGGGCAUUGUCGUCGACGGCAACUACUUUCCAGCCGGUAUCACAAUGGGAACGAGUUUUUAUGCUCUCAAUCUUAACGAGGCAGUUCAUCGAGACGCGUUCAAGUUCUGGCCAGAGAGAUGGCUCGUGGAUGAGACUGGCAAGGCCGGCACCUCGAAGGAAGAAGUGCAGAAAACGAACCAGGCAUUCUUUCCCUUCUCCGCAGGCCACCGGCGAUGC